UACCUUAUCCUCCCAAACUGAAUUCAAACUGCUCUCACUCCACUUGAUUCUCGAGAUACAAAGAGAAGCAACAUCAAUAGCGAAGAAAAGAAAUGAGUUCUACAAGCAGAGCUUGGGUUGUGGCUGCAAGCGUUGGGGCAGUCGAAGCACUGAAGGAUCAAGGGUUUUGUAGAUGGAAUUACGCCAUUAGAUCUCUCCAUCAACACGCCAAGAACAAUUGCAGAUCUCUUUCUCAAGCCAAAAGACUUCCCUCUUCCUCUUCUUCAAUUGAGAUGGCUAAGAAGGUGGUUCGAUCCGAAGAGAAGUUGAAGCAAUCGGAAGAAUCUCUGAGAAAAGUUAUGUACUUGAGCUGUUGGGGUCCCAAUUGAGCUCCAAAUGUUUCUACUGCUAAUGACUUGUGCCACUCCGGAGCUGUAUCACUCCUAUUUCCUCCAAUUUUGUAAAUACUGAUUGAGAGAACAUUGAUUCCAGAGACGAAGUAAAGAGAUUAUAUACAUCAUUCCUAAUUUCUUAUCA
This is a messenger RNA of Macadamia integrifolia, 516 nucleotides long. RefSeq lists its product as uncharacterized. The transcript has a single exon. The record is from RefSeq and is a predicted model, not a curated record. The coding region runs from base 93 to 368 and encodes 91 amino acids. NCBI's taxonomy places the organism in Eukaryota, Viridiplantae, Streptophyta, Magnoliopsida, Proteales, Proteaceae.